Nasonia vitripennis (jewel wasp) is the source of this 7602-nucleotide messenger RNA. RefSeq names its product WD repeat-containing protein 7 (gene Rbcn-3B). Gene Ontology annotation, molecular function: protein binding. Lineage: Eukaryota; Metazoa; Arthropoda; Insecta; Hymenoptera; Pteromalidae. The record is from RefSeq and is a predicted model, not a curated record. Gene Ontology annotation, cellular component: cytoplasm. The transcript is spliced from 24 exons. Bases 719 to 5275 code for a protein of 1518 amino acids.
AGAGCGCAUAAACAGCUGAUCCGCAUUGACUAGUCCAAAAUGGCCACAUGCAUGAGUUUAUAGUGAAAAGUUGGUGUUUUCCGGCAAAAUUCGCCAAGUCCUGAGGCACAAAUCAAUCACUACUGCCAAUCGACCGAUUCUGUAAGCCCCGUAGAUUUACCUCACGCAAUUAUCUCGACGACGACUGGCGCAGUUGGAUUAAAAAAAAGUCGACGAAAACCUCAAUGCCGUCACACGCAGUGACAUCUCGCGCAGCAGACGCUCUAUGGGCUAUGGCAUUGGCUCUAAGCCUAAGCCUCGGCUCUAAUGACUUUUUGUUAAUUCGCGAAAAAUAGUCACGAGGCGCGUCGCCCCGAGGCUAGCUAACUCUUCUAAUGUUUGUGUGGCGUCGUUCGUCCGACCGAGCGACGUACGUCGAAUUAUUCAAUUGCUGGACUUAUUGAUCCAAUUCGUGGCCAUUUUAUGUAAAGUAACAAAGUGUAUGUACAAGGUUGUAAAGUGAUUGUGCCUGGUGACUCCGAUUCCGAUACAGUUUUGCUUCUUGUGCGAAAUAUUUUUUCGUUUUCGUCAGUCGACUUUUUUUACCUUGCUUUGCCAUUUAUCAAUUUUCCUUCUUAAAUAUAUAUACACUCUUGAUGGCUCAUACGUUGGCCAACUUGAGACUGCUUGUAUGAGUAUCAUAGAAAAUUUUGAUUGAAAUCCUGCAGGAUCAGUAAUCAUGACAGCUGGUACUAGUUUGGUUGUACCCGUAGUGCUGUGGGGGCGUAUAGCUCCCACACACUGCAUCUCGUGCAUAUACCUAUCACGAGAUCAAAAGACUUUAGUAACAGGUUGCUAUGACGGACAAAUUUGUUUAUGGCAAGUGGAUCCUGAAACAUUAAAGAUGACUCCAAGAUGUUUACUAGUUGGUCAUACAGCUCCGAUCAUGUGCCUUAGUCGAGCCAGUGUCAUCAUGGAGCAAAACUAUAUUGUUAGCAGUAGCGAAAGUGGAGAAAUGUGCACUUGGGAUUUGGUUGAUGGAAAGUGCCGUGAAACUGUUAAGCUCAAUAACAUUCACACUCAAAUGUUACCGUAUGUCUCUGCUGGAGGCGAGGAUGUUAGAUUAUUUUGUUCAGGAUAUUAUCCAGAGGUACUAGUGAUGGAUCCAUUUAGCCUAGAAGUACUAUUUACCCUGAGUUCCAGGGUAAACCCAGAUUGGAUCAGUGCUCUACAUAUCCUGCGGCCGGCCAAACGGAAAGGUCGGUUCUACGUGCACACAAAUGACGUGGUAUUGGCUUUAACAACUACUGGAACAGUAAAAGUCUGGACUCUUUUGGGACAUGAGAAUCGUAAUAGCGAGCCACUUUACGAGCAUGAGAGCAAGCAGAUCAGAUGUUUGAAUGCCCUAGCUAUGACCUGCUGUCCUUACAACCAACGUACUGUACUUAUAGUGUGUUCCAAAUAUUGGCAGAUUUAUGAUGCUGGAGAUUUUUCGGUCUUGUGUUCUGUAACUGCACCCAGAGGAGAAAGAUGGAUGGCUGGUGACUUUUUAGCUGCAGACCGGGUGAUUCUUUGGAGCGAUGAAGGGCAUGGUUAUUUGUACAAAUUACCAGCAAAGGUUAUUACACAACUUGAAAGCAAGCUGAAGGGCAAGGCUCUCAGCAGUAGUGUCGCAGACAACAAGAACUUCCAUUCAGCCUCAGUGGAGAAUGAUCAACCAUACUUAUACUGCACUCUUACUCAGCCUGGUGAUAAGCCUUUAUCUUGUCCACCUGCAAUGCGACUAGUCACAGCUCAGCAAGGAAACAAAACUCAAAAGUUUCUUUUACGUGGUGACAGUGAAGGAGUUGUAAUGCUUUGGACAGUGCCAGACAUAACAGGCCAGCAGAUGAAUCAAAUAAAUCAACAUGACAGUACUCCACCAAUGCUACCACCUACCUUGAAAACUAGUAUAACUGCAGCCUGGGAAGCAAUGAAGCCAUCCCCAGUUGGAAUUCUGGAUCAGUUGGACUGUGGGGAUGGACAUGGAAUUAAAUUAACAGCCAGUAUUUACUUACCCCAGCAGAGUCGUUUGGUUGUGGGUAGAGAAGAUGGGAGUAUAAUAAUUGUCCCAGCUACACAAACUGUAAUGUUGCAGUUAUUACAUGGAAAUCACCAGCAAUUCGAUGAUUGGCCCCCUCAUCAAGUCCUGUUAGGGCACUCAGGGCGUGUAAAUUGUCUACUGUAUCCUCAUGGAGCUGCAUCCAGAUAUGACAAAACCCAUUUAGUUUCGGGAUCUGUUGAUUUCGCUGUGUGCUUGUGGGAUUUGUACGCGGGAACCCUGAUUCAUCGUUUUUGCGUUCACGCUGGGGAAAUUACUCAGCUACUGGUUCCUCCAGAUAAUUGUAGUCCAAGAAUCCAAAAAUGUGUCUGUAGCGUAGCUUCAGAUCAUAGCGUUACGUUGCUAUCGUUAGCCGAAAGAAAAUGCGUCGUUUUAGCUUCGCGUCAUUUAUUCCCUGUGGUCACCAUCAAAUGGAGGCCAUAUGAUGAUUUUAUGAUUGUUGGAUGUUCUGAUGGAGCUGUUUACGUUUGGCAAAUGGAAACCGGUCACCUCGAUCGCGUCUUGCAUGGUAUCAUAGCCGAAGAAGUAUUAUAUGCUUGCGAUGAAAAUACAAUGGUAACAACUGGCUCUAGUAGUGGUGGAGGUGAAUUGGGCUUAGCGAACCCAGCUGUUCAUUUCUUCAGAGGUUUAAGGCACAGAAAUUUAUCAGCUAUUCGUCAUGCUACACAGCGAGGUCUGCAUCAAUUGCAACAACUUCACGGCGGUCAUGGAAACGAUCACGGGAAUCAGAUAAGGGCUAAAGGUGCUCCGCUGACCAUCCAGGGUUUCCGCAGCAAUCCCAAAGAUCCAGAGAGUCAUAUUCUUUUCUUCGACAUCGAAGGACUCAUAGUACAAUUAUUGAGCGACGAGUACGGGUCUAUGUCGCCCGGAUCAUUGGAAGCGCAGGGCUUGAUUUCAGCUACGGAGUAUCAAAAAGUUGCUGCGCUUACGCAGUCAGCAAGCCCUGAUGCACAUAAGAAAAUUGCAGACUUUUUUGGUCGCGUCAAGGAUAAGGCAGGUGACAUGGAGCGGAUACUGAAGGAAAAGGAUCGACAUGGUAUUAUUGCUAAGAUGAAGGAGGGCGCAGAGAAUGUGCAUACUAAAAUUCAGGCUAAAGUGGAAAGCGUUGGUCUGAAGCCAUCGACUCUCGAUGGUAAAGGCGACGGAUGGAAUAAUGACAGCACCAGAAACUCUCUGAAACGCAAUGGGGCUUUCAAUGAACCAAAUUCGACAAUGGAGAUAGCUCAACUUUUGUUAAGUCUACUGCACGCUUGGGGAAUGGACCCAGACCUUGAUCGCGUUUGCGAAGGCAAGCUAGGACUUCUGAGACCAAUGGUACCGGUAUCCUUUGGAGUAUUAUCGAAAGGAGGGUACAUGUCGUUCUUACUUCCAACGUGGCAGACUCAUCUUGAGCAUUGUAUAGGAGAACCUGCGACGCAGUUGGAGCAGCGUUUGCCGGUAGAACUAGUCAGACAAGAAAGGCUCACGAGGGCCUUUACCUCAAGGGCACACUGGGAAUUGUCGACCACUUUGACUAGCAACCACUUGUUGGCCGUGGUAGCCCUGUCUAAUACUCUCAUGUCGAUGAAUAACGCAACAUUUGUUCCUGAGCAAGAAAGAAACCGUAAAAUGCAUAGGCCAGGAAAUAGGCCAGUAAAUUGGAAUAAAGCUGAAGAAGAGAAUGAAGAAAUGUACACUGUGCAACAGGCGCAGAUAAAACAAGGCUGGUCCUUGUUGGCUACGCUGCACUGCGUUCUUCUUCCCGAUAAAGUCGCCGCUCAAGGCGGAUCUAAAACAUUUAAGAAACCUCAGGUGGAGAUGAUGGCUCGAAGAUGGCAACAUCAGUGCCUGGAGAUACGAGAAGCGGCUCAAGCGCUUUUACUCGCUGAGCUAGGAAGAAUGGGGCCGAAGGGUAGGAAAGCUUUAGUGGACAACUGGGCACCGUAUCUACCAAUGUACAGCACUCAAGAGCCUAUCGCGCCGCAAAAUCAAAACCAAAGCCCACCACCUGGUAGUCCACCUCCGAACAGCGAGCAUCCCGAUGUGGAGGACGACGAAGAAGAAGAACUUGCCGAAGAACUGAGCGUGUCAAGAAAACCAUCGAGCGUUGCUGAACUGAAGCGUAAACAAACUACUGCUGUUGUGCUGUUAGGUGUCAUUGGCGCGGAAUUCGGCCAGGAUGUGACGACAAACAAUCAGAAGAGGGAUAAUGACCAGCGACGCAAGAGUUCAGUUGUCGAAGGUUUUGGAAUCGGAAACAACAAUUUAUCGAGGCUCACAAGCAUUGCCCUAACGCAUUUACUGUACGCACCUAAUUCGCAAAAAUUACCUCUUCACACGGCUUUGAGAAGAGCCGCCAUUGAUCUCAUUGGCCGUGGAUUUACUGUCUGGGAGCCUUACCUUGAUGUUUCUAGAGUUCUUUUGAGUUUGCUCGAAAUGUGCUGUGAUGCAGAUAAACUUGUGCCAAGUAUGACCUACGGCCUUCCAUUGACUCCAGCCGCAGACAGCUGCAGAACGGCUCGGCAUGCCCUGACGUUGAUCGCCACCGCGCGUCCAGCAGCAUUCAUCACAACGAUGGCACGUGAAGUAGCCAGAUACAACACGUUGCAACAGAACGCACAGACGCUCAACAUCAACCUAGGAGCCAGUGUGCUGGCCAGAGCCAAACCAGAGAUCCUGAGAAUCGUUGAGCAACUGAUCGAUAAAAUGCAAAGCGAGAUGAGCGAUUUAUUAGUAGAAGUUAUGGACAUUAUUUUGCACUGUCUGGAUCCUGGACACUUGAAAACCAAGCCAUUGAACGAAGUCUUCCCCGCCGUCUGUAGAUUUAAUCAAGUAAGCCAUUACCCACCGACGCGCAGGAUAGCUGUUGGAAGUCGUACUGGCCAUAUAGCUCUUUACGAGCUACGUGGCACCGUCAAGUGUCAAUCUAUAAUUGCACAUCAAGCUCCGGUUACUGCAUUAGCUUUCUCGCCAGAAGGAAAGUACCUCGUCAGUUAUUCGUGUUCCGAAAAUAAACUAUGCUUCUGGCAGCAAAUAAGUAGCGGAAUGUUCGGCCUUGGAAACUCGCAGAUUCGCUGCAUUAAAUCUUACAGCACUGCGCCAAUAAACGAUGUGGCGAGGUUGAAUCCGAUGAGAUUAGCUCGUCUUAUCUGGAUUAAUAACCGCACGGUUACCCUUAUGUUAGCCGAUAGUUCAGAGACUCGCUUUAACGUUUGAAUUUUUGUAAAGUUGAUUUUCGUGCUGUUUGAUCAAAGAGUUCUUAACCGGGUGGAAAAAAUUGAGAUUGCACUUACUAUAAGUAGAAUUUUUACAUAUCUAUGAUAAUUCGAAUUUGUGAUCUUAAACCAAAAAUAUUAAAAAAAAAACAGAAUUCCUUAGAAGUGUGGUUUGUCUGAAGCGUCAUAUGCAGGAUAAAAAAGAGUUGAUAAAAGUACAAAUUGCUGUAGCGACGGUUUUUUAACAAUACAAAGUUUGAAUUCAUUUGUUUUUAAAACAUUGAAAUUUAAAAUCUUCUUUUAAUAAUCUUUUAAAGUUUAUUGAAUUUAUCAUGAAUUGUUAAAAUAGAUCAAUCUCAAUGACACCGGUCGAUAAAAAGCAAUUUAACGUUUGUUUAGUUAUUGUUAUGAAGAGAUACAAAAAUUUUUCUUCUACAAGAUCAUUGAUACAUAGUCGUACUUACGUGUUUGCUAAGAGAACCAUAACAGGUUUUGUUCAGCACUGAUAAAAUGUAUUUAUCGCAUACCGAUCAGUCUGAAAAAAGGAAAGUAAUAUAAUGAAACACCGCCCAGGCUUAGAAAUGUACAUAAAUCGCAACUAACCAGCCAUACACUGAUGUUAUUACGAACACUUUUGAAUCUUAAAAAAUCACUUAAAUUUAAAAAAACUAAUUUCAGAAAAUUGAUAUAAAAAUUGUAGUUGAUAUUUUCUUUAAGAAUAACUUAAAAUCCAUCAGGAAGAGUAAAGUCAACAUAGCAUUCCUAUAAAGAGUAGUAUGAACAAUAUAUUUUUUGUGAUAUUUAGUUUUUUUAGAUUAACAGUUUCUGUAGUAAUUGUGAUUGCUAUUAAAACUGGAAAGUUCGUCUUAUGAUAUGCGACGACUUGCAAUGAGUUAAGUUUAAAAUGAAAACGGAAUUGUCCGUGAGCAAUAAUAAUAUUGCUUUACUAACAAAUAAGAUCAUUGCAUAUAACCCCAGUUUGGCAUUCACUUAAUGCAUCUUGCCUGGACAAAACAAAAACAGUCUUUGAAAUGUCUAACAUAAAAAAAUAUCAACUGUAAUUUUUAUAAAAUUUUUUUACUAAACAACAUUUUCAAAGGAUCGCUCAAGUGCACGAAUAUAUCGAGUUUUUAAGAUUAAAAAGAAACCGUAGCAAUGAAGCCAAAUUAUGAGCUCAUCUUCGUUGGCUAUGGCAGUCCUUCAAUAUUUUCUAUACAACUGUACAUUUUCCUCUGUAAAUCGUAGAUGCGAUAUUUUUUAGACGUAGACAGAUAUUUUUCUUUGAAUCUAGCAGCUGCUAUAAAAUUGUUACAUGCGAAACCUCAAUUGGCACACAUCAAAGUUAUUUUUUCUGUUUCUUUUGUUAACUAAUUUAUCUCAACAAAAUUUUAAAAUUGUACAUUGUUCAUGAAGCAAUAAAAUUAGCAGCAGCUUUUUUCAAAGCCAACUCGCAAACUUUGUAAAAAUCCUAGUAGCAUUCAUAAAACGUCAAACUAUUUAUGUUUUACCAUUUAAAUUCUCACGCGAUCGAAUCGGAUACGCGUCGACAAUAAAAUGGAUAGUUUAAUUUUACCAUUUGUUACCUUUUAAAGUAAAAUAGAACAUCGUUAGGUUCUUUGUUAAAAGAAAUAAUCUGAAAAUAGUAUUACGCUUGCAUCUAGACAAAUCUAUUGUAAAAAAAUAUGUAAUAAUGACAUAACUUAUUGUUAUCGUAUUGUGCGAAUUGUAAUACCUUCCGGAUCUUUGACUUGCUGGCGAGCAAAGAGUGCUUUUUUUUCAAUUGAGCCAUUCUUUUUUUAUUUUGAAUUUUAUUUUUUUCUUAUGGUGUUUUUAUAAUGUGCAAUUUCAGAAGAUGAUUAUACGUACUACACAUUCUCCUUUAUAACAGCAUAAACUUUGUUUGUUGUUUAAAUAAGUAUAUAAAUAAGUCCAUGUAAAUGUUACUUACCUAUCGGUUUAUUAUGCAAAUAAGACACAGACACGCGCCUCUUUUUAAUAGAUCUAACGCGUUCCCUUAGUAAUGUAUCAAAAUUGUCAUUCUUAAACUAUAAUUGAUUCGGUUAACUUGUAUUUUAAUAUCACUCAAACUGUUUUACUCAGAUGGAGCAAAAUAAUAACCUGGCCGUGUCUGUCAAGUUAACAUUUUGCACGAUGGAAUAGCCGUCGAGUCUUUGAUCCCGGAGUGAAGACACGCUUAAUUGUAAAAUUAAAUGUUGCAUAGGUUUUUCGUAUCAAAGUCAAGAGCACUUGGUUUCGAUACGCAACGCACGAAAGCAAGACGCAUUCGAAGCUCUGUUAAAAGUUAGAAUAAUGUUUAUUAUAAAGAAA